Molecule: messenger RNA, 570 nt
Organism: Protopolystoma xenopodis
Lineage: Eukaryota; Metazoa; Platyhelminthes; Monogenea; Polystomatidea; Polystomatidae
Source: the annotation of a GenBank genome assembly
AUGCUUCAAGGGCCAGACGAUGAGGGCGAAAAUGUCCACUUUGUUCAAGGCGAAGUGGACGGAACCGAGCAGGACGUCAAAUCAACCGGGAAUGUGUACAUCUGGACAGCUUGCUGGCCCUAUGGAGGGCGUACGCAUGGAGAGGUAGACAAAAGGAUUCCAAGAUCGGAUGCCGAGAUCGGCGUUUGGACCAGCAUAACCAGCUUUUGGGUGCUUCAUCAACGCGAUCUCUUCGCCUGCCGUGACAGUCAGGCCCGAACGGCAGCCAAGGGUCAUUAUGUUGGCCUCCUCUCUAAUCAGUCGGGCUGCACGACCCUCCGGCUUUUCGGGCAAAUUAAUCUGUCCACCUCGUGUCGAAACAAAAAUGCCCAGGGCCAGGUGACCGGACGGGAAGCCCCGGCCCUGACGGUUGCCAUGACCAAAUCGAGGGGUACAUGCGAAGAGUGGUGUUCGCGUGUGCCCGAGGCGCUGGUGGAGAUGUGUCCUGAAGUGGGGUUUGGGAUAACCGUGUUGGAAAUUCCCUGCCGUGAAUACGAGGAUUACGGAGAUUUCUUCAAUAGUGAGGUUUAG